AUGAAGGGUAAAAGUAGUAUUAGCAUAACUUUUGCAGGUAAAAAACUUGUUUCGAUAGAAGUAAGCAAGAAUAAGGCAAAAAAGAAUUCAACAACCAUCAAGAAACCCAUCAAAUCAAAGGAACUUUCUCGAAGCCGACAAGCAUCAAUUGAAAGGAUGAAAGGUCAGAGAAAGAUAGAUCAGAUGCUUCAAGAGUUAAAUUCUAAAUUGAUGAAACAACGGGCAAUGCUUGGUCGUGUUAAAGAAAUGAUUGAUUCGAUAUCAUUUAUGUUUGAAGUUUCUGGUAAGAACGUCAUGUAUCUAGGAGAGCUUGUUACAAAACUUAAAGAAAGUACAAGUAGUCCAUUAGAAGUAAUGGAACAUAUUGAACUAUUAGCAGAAGUUGCUCCUGAUUGGUUUAAGGUUACUUUAGCCAGAGAUUCCAAGAAAGUUGUCACUAUUGAUGGAUCUUAUCAAUUGAAAAGUGCAGAAGAAGAGAUGCAGGUGGUAGAGACAAAUCUAGAUCAAGAUGAUGAUUAUUCAAAUGGAAUUUUAUUAGAUGCCAAUGAAAAUCCAUUUGGAAUGAUGGAUGGUGGUAAUGAAGAAUUGAAUAGAUGCCCAGAUCCAAAUCAAUUUAUGGUUAAAGAAUAUCUAUUAAAGUUCGUAAUAUGGCAACAAUUGAUGAGAGUUUUUGUGUACCCAAUUUCCAAAGCUUUAAAACAAGAUAAAAAUAUAAAAAUAAUUUUCCUUUGCUCACCUGGAAAUCCAACUGGCACAUUAUUACCUAAAGAUGAUGUUAAACUGAUUUUAGAUCCAAAUUUAAAUGGAAUAGCUGUAGUUGAUGAAACACAUAUCAAUUUUGUUGCAAAAGUUUUGUACUGGCUAGAAUUAGUUCAAAUAUUAGAUGAAAAUUAUAAAAAAUCAAGUAAUGAAAAAGCCCAUUGGCUAUACAAAGAAUUGACAGAUAAUCAUGAGAUUGUGAUGAGAUAUUGA
Messenger RNA from Entrophospora sp. SA101, 972 nucleotides. The record is from the annotation of a GenBank genome assembly. NCBI's taxonomy places the organism in Eukaryota, Fungi, Glomeromycota, Glomeromycetes, Entrophosporales, Entrophosporaceae.